Messenger RNA from Cyphomyrmex costatus, 391 nucleotides. RefSeq lists its product as uncharacterized. The transcript is spliced from 5 exons. The record is from RefSeq and is a predicted model, not a curated record. Bases 86 to 391 code for a protein of 101 amino acids. Lineage: Eukaryota; Metazoa; Arthropoda; Insecta; Hymenoptera; Formicidae.
ACAUCUGUUCACGUUAGAUUAUAACGUACGAAAUAUCUUAUAACAUCGAUAACUGGCUGCCGUUGAUCAGGCAAAUUUUAACAAAAUGUUAUUUUUCAUGUUGCUGAUUGCUGCAAUGCCGAUACUUAUCGCGAAUCAAGAAUUACCUCUCCCACUACCUCUUCCAAUACCUCUGGGUCAUAUCAGUCCAAUGUUACGUGCAAUUCAAUGGGGAGUCCAGGCUCAUGAACAAUUCAAUGAAGAGGAAAGUGAAAUUCCAACCCGUGAAUCUGGAAUGAGUUACCAACCUGCACUAUUCGAAGAAUGCAUGGGAAACUGCGGCUCAGCAGCUGUUUAUAAUGAUUUGAAAGACAUUUUUUGGUUUAUCACUAGAGCAGUCAAAUUGAUUUAA